Molecule: messenger RNA, 2605 nt
Organism: Bicyclus anynana (squinting bush brown)
Lineage: Eukaryota; Metazoa; Arthropoda; Insecta; Lepidoptera; Nymphalidae
Product: zinc finger protein 83
Exons: 6
Coding region: 131-2122 (663 amino acids)
Cellular component (GO): nucleus
Molecular function (GO): zinc ion binding
Source: RefSeq, a predicted model, not a curated record
AUAAUAUUUCAUUUUCAUUAACAAUCAUUGUUUUGAUUUUUGAGAUUUGAGAACCUUUGAUUAAAAUAAUAUUAAUAAUAUUGAUUAUGAUUUUGAUUUCUAAAAAUCAAACAUUUUAAUUAUUUAAAAAAUGACCUCUGAUAAUGUUAAAGUUACUCCGUUCGAAAAAUGUUGUCGCACUUGCUUGAAAGAAGAUUCCUUGAUGUUUGAUCUUUUCAUUGAGAGAUUGGACUCUUCAAGUAUAGCUGAUAUGUUACUAUCAUGCACUACAUUAAAAAUCCAAAAAGAUGAUACUCUGCCGAAACAAAUAUGUAGAUAUUGUUAUAAUUGCCUUGUAUCAUUUUCACACUUUUGCAACAUGGCACAGAAAGCUGAAAAGAAGCUUGUAGAAGCAUCUAUGAAUAGUGAUGGAUACCACCAUAUUAACUUUGAAGGUGAUACAUAUGAAAUUAAAAUAGAAAAUAUUAAUGAUAACAUGUUUGAAACUAGUGAAGUUGAAAAUUCUGAAUUUGUAGAUGAUAAUAAGAAACUGCAGACACAUAAUGCAAAUGUGCCACAUUCCAUUUGUAAUGGUAAUGAAGGUGUAAGAGAAAAUAAAUAUAACUGUAUUCAUUGCGAUAAGUGCUACAGUAAUUGGUCUAAAUUGAAACAUCAUGAAGCGAAACAUAAUAGUAAAACUGACAGUAAAUUAAAACAUUCCACUGACACCAAAUCAAAUGCAAAUGAACAUUUAACUCAAAAUGGUGGAAACCCAGAUUUAAAUGUAAAAAUCGAGACAAAUAAUACAGAUUUAAUGUGUAUUAUUUGUGCUUCCAGUUUUGAUUCAAUGCAAUUGUUGUCAGUUCAUAUGAAAAGUCAUGAAAAAAACGAUUGGCUCAUAACUUGUGACCAAUGCAACAAAGUAUUUAAGAAAGUGAGCCAUUUGAAAAGACAUAAAAUAGUCCAUAAAAAUGUUUAUCCUCAUGACAUGAAUACAACACCUAAAGAAAAUGUCUGUACAAAUAUAUGUGAAACAAAUGCAGAGCAGUUUCAAUGCAGUAAAUGUUUGCAAAUGUUUAAAAACGUCAAUUCCUUGUCAGCACAUAUGAGGAAACAUACAGAAAAGGGUAGAGUUUUAUCAUGCAAAGAAUGCAAUAAGGUGUUCAAAAAAAUCAGUCAUUUGAAACGUCAUGAGUCUCAGCAUGAAAUUAACCGACCGUACAAAUGUACAGCUUGUCCUAAAAGUUUUCCGUCUGAAGAUACUUUAAAAGAGCACGUAAAUACUCAUAGAGGUGUCAAACCUCAUGUUUGUCCUGUCUGCGACAAGAGAUUCUCACAUGUAUCUAGUUUAACAACACAUAUUAAGAUACACACCCGGGACAAGAGUUUUUUGUGUCCGACUUGCGGUAAAAAGUUUGACUCCAGCACAAAUUUGAAUCAGCAUAUAUCAAGGCAUAUUGGAUUGAAGGAAUAUGCUUGUGCAAUGUGCCCUAAAAAGUUUGUUAGUAAAGGUGAACUAAAAUCUCACGCAAGCACGCACACGGGCGAACGUUCGUUCACGUGCGACCAUUGUGGUGCGAGCUUCACCAAGCGCAGCUCGCUCAACAAGCACAAGAUACGACAUCUAGGCCUGAAGCCGCACCAGUGUGACACAUGCUUAAUGAGAUUCACCUGUAAGGACCAUUUGAAAAGGCAUUACCGUAUUCACACUGGCGAGAAACCGUACAGGUGUGAAAUGUGUGGCAGGGCCUUUACACAGAGCAAUGAUCUUGUCAAACACCGUCGAGCGCAUUUGGGAGACAAAGUUUAUAAAUGUCCCCAAUGUACCGACAGUUUCCGGCUAAACGCAGAGUUGCAGCGACACAUAUCGGAGCACUUUAUUUCCUCGCGGAACGUACAAGCAGUGAACGCGCCCAAACAUACGCUAACAGAUGGCGUUAGUGAUCAGCCAAUAGAUGGCGUUAGAAAUCAGCUAGCAGAUGGCGUUAGGGAUCAGCUAACAGAUGGCGUUAGUGAUCAACUAAUAGAUGGCGUUAGGGAUCAGCUAAUAGAUGGCGUUAGGGAUCAGCUAAUAGUUGGUGGCGUUCUGCUAACAGAUGGUGUUAUUAAUAAGAGUUUAAUCUUGCCAGUACUCAAAGUAUAAUUUAAAGCCAAACGAUAUUUAUUUUGUUCUUUAAAUAAUUUUUAAAAAGUAAAAUUACUGUCAAAUAGUAGUUCUUUUUAAUUAAAUUGCCGACAGAUGGCGUAUAUUUUGGAGGAUACAGGCGGGAAACAAGAAAACCGCCUCUGUAUAUCUGAAUCAAACAGUCGCUACUUUCUGUAAUUGCAGUGAGAUCAAUAGCGUAGCGUGCCCUGUAUCAAAAUUAAUAAUCCUGGAUCAAUAUACAAAUAAAACAAAAAUGCUGUUAAACAAUCUUAAUAUCAAAUGUAUAUUUUUUUUAGAUAACAACGGAGGAUAUGCUGCUCGUGAGUGUAUUUGGAAAAAAGCGCACAAAAAAUGUUAUUAUAGUUUUUAUUGUUUCUUGUUAGACAAGUCUUAAAUAUAUACCUACUUUAUAACAAAUAUUUGUUUAAGUUUAAUAAAGACAGUUGAUUUGGUAUAUAAAAUAAAAAAUGUUAUAUACUU